AUUUCUGCAGACCACUCUGGCUUGAGAGGUUGUAAAUCCAGAGAUCUUUGCCAAUUCUUUUCAUCUCGUACUUUGUACACUUGCCUACCCAUCAUGGCGACAAAAACAGACGACAAACCUGAAGUCCUCAUGCUCGAGGCGCAACGCACCCAUGAUUCCGAACUCAUGAAACCCACCCUUCAUACUGGCAAAGAAGACUACUCAGGCGCCCACGAGAAGACUGACCCCAAGGAGAUUGCAUUGGUAAAAAAGCUAGAUAGAUGGAUUAUGCCCAUGUUAUGGAGCAUGUACUGGCUCAACUACUUGGACCGUAAUGCCAUCGCACUGGCUCGCAUCAAUGAUCUCGAGGAAGAUUUGAACCUCACAAGCACACAGUAUACCUGCGUUUCGAUCCUGUUUGUGGGCUAUUUACUGGGCCAAAUUCCUAGCAACAUCAUCCUAACCCGAACGAGGCCUUCCAGAUACAUGGGAGUGGCUAUGAUGCUCUGGGCUGUGGUUUCCGCUCUGACUGCAGUUUCGAAAGACUUCACUGGGCUUCUUCUCACAAGAUUCUUUCUUGGGUUGACCGAGGCCCCUUACUACCCUGGUGCGGUGUACCUUCUUAGCAUCUUCUACACAAGAAAGGAGGUAGCCACGAGAAUUGCUAUUCUUUACACUGGAAACGUCUUGGCAACGGCUUUUGCUGGUCUCAUCGCGGCAGGAAUCUUCCACGGAAUGGAUGAUGCCGGCGGUCUUUCCGGGUGGCGCUGGCUUUUCAUCCUCCAGGGUGCUGUCACAUUCGUCAUUGCCGUCGUAGGCUUCUUCGUACUUCCCGAUUACCCCCACAACACGGUCUGGUUGACUCCGGAUGAGAGAUUAUUGGCUACCCAGCGAAUGGAGCUCGACACUGUUGGAAACGAGGGCGAGACAAGCACAUGGAAGGGCUUCAAACAAGCUUCUUCUGACCCUAUGGUUUGGAUCUUCGCUGGAAUGGCUCACAUGCAUUUGGCUGCGAAUGGAUUCAAGAACUUCUUCCCCACUGUUGUGCAAACUCUCGGAUUCAGUGAGACUAUCACGCUGGUGUUGACAUGCCCCCCAUACCUCAUUGCAGGUGCUUCUACCAUUGGUGUUUCUUGGCUUUCUGGUAAACUCAAUGAAAAGACAUGGCAUAUCACAGCCAGUAAGUCGGUCGCCACAAUUGGUUUCGUAGCCGCUUGCGCCAUCAAUCCUACCAACACGGGCGGUCGCUACGCCUCGAUGGUCAUCUUCACGAUCGGAACUUACGCAGUGAACUCACUCAUCCUCGCAUGGACAGGCUCAACCUGUGGGCAAACCAAAGAGAAGAAAGCCGUAGCUAUUGGCAUAGUAACGACAGUAAUGAACGCUUCCUUCAUCUGGACACCCUACCUUUGGCCCAAGAGCGAUGGACCACGAUACACCAUUGCUCUCGCUUCCUCCGCUGCUUUCUCCAUGGCAACUGCACUACUUGCGUGGGUUGCUAAGAUCAUCUUGAUGCGCAAGAACAAGAAGAUGAGAGAGUCCGAGCCGGAGACCUCGGUCUUCUAUGUGUACUAA
Periconia digitata is the source of this 1554-nucleotide messenger RNA. The record is from the annotation of a GenBank genome assembly. Lineage: Eukaryota; Fungi; Ascomycota; Dothideomycetes; Pleosporales; Periconiaceae.